AUGACGAAAGUUGUUAGCCCGCACCUCCUCGACGAUGUCCGCAAUGCGGAUUCAACCGCCGGCCGGAUUGCUGCCCUCCGCGCACUCAAGAAUGAUAUAAUCGGCCAUCACCAGAAGAAGCAGGCUUGGACGGAGCUGGGCAUCUUGCCACUCCUCUCAGACGUCCUAUCGAGCCGUCGUGGCGUGGGGAAGAAGGUCGAUUGUCAGAGGCCGAGACAGCACCAGACGGAGGAGGAUGAGAUGUGUUUCCAGGCCAUCACCGUCGUCGGGAGCCUCGCCCUUGGUGGACCAGCAUAUACCGCUCCAAUUCUUGCCGGGGAAACUAUUCCAUCAUUACUUUCGAUACUAUCGGCCCCCUCGUGUCCUCGGUCCCUUGCCCUCGCCGUUCUUCGGACCCUCAACACCAUUGCCGACCAGCUUGCCCUAGUAUAUAAAAACGUAGACAGCCAGACUCAGCCCCUGGGAGCCCUGCUCUUCACCCGCAGAUACAUACCGACCUUCCGGGACAUUCUUCAACGCUCGGAUAGCUCACCCGGUGCCCAGCCAUGCAUCGAGCUUGUGGCAGACCUUAUAUCGAAGACCUGCACCGGAGAACAGCAGAAGAGUAUCCUAGCCGACUGUGGCGUCCUGGACGCCCUUGGUCUCAGACUGGCAACAUUCAUCGUCGCUGGAGGCUUCGUUCUUCCAGGUGCCGAGAGUUCCUGUACCAGUUCGGGCGCAUUGGGUUAUAUCCCAGACCCUGCUCCCACUAACGCCAAACUAACCCCCAUAUUGCGCGCUAUCGCCGUUAUUAUCGAACAGUCUGCAGCACGCGCAGAACACCUCUUGACGUGUCCAGCCUUAGUAACCGUGUUUCCCAAAUCAUUUAGUGACCUCUACCUCGGCGAAGCGAAAAAGGGGCCAUGGAAAUCCCCUUACUCCUCCUCCGGCUAUGGCUUUGCCAAACGCAGCUUCUUGAAUCCAAUUGACUCCCUUCUCCCUUCCGUGCCAAUGCAAAUAAACGGCUCGUCCAACUUCCCACCGCUGGGUUCGCAGCCCCAGUACGACAAGCGAGGGCAAUUCUUCGGGCCUCAGGCCCCCCUUACCGACAGUCCGCCCUCAGAAGAGCCAGAGAGCGUACUGGUAUCAUGGUUGCUCUAUGUUGCCCGAGCAGACCGUGGAUAUGUUCGUCUCAUGGCUGCCCGUAUCCUAUCCACGCUUUUCCGCCAUCAUCUACUAAAAAAGCACCGUGUCCCGAUGCUGGGAUUUCUCCUGGUACCACUCUUGGUCAGAAUGCUCGAUAGUGCUCAUCAUUCUGAAGACUCUUCAACUUUUGAAAACUAUAUGAACUCAAGCACCUUGCGCGUCAAAGAGGAAGCUCCUGCUGUCUUAGCUUCCCUGGUCAUGGAGAGUCGAGAACUACAGAGAUACGCUGUAGAGAGCGGUGCCAUCAAGAAGCUUGCCCAGAUGCUGAAAGAGUCAUUUGGGCCAAGCUCGGAAGCCGGAACCCCGAUGUGGAGCGCGACGAAAAGACAAGCUGCGUCUCUAUUCCAGCCAGCAGACUCGGAUGUGUCUCUGGGGCCACCCGGGUUCACGCGCCAGGCCCUUUUCAAGAUAAAGUACCGGGAAGCCAUCCUCAAGGCAUUAGCCGCACUAUCAUUAUUCACGGAUGAAUACAGAAAGGCCAUAUGCGACCAUGGCAUCGUACAGCACAUCAUCGAUUCGAUGAAACCUUGGAGUCCAGAAACAACCGUGCUUGGUAACAAGACUUGCAUCGUUGAGUUGGAAGGGAACCCAACGCCAGUUGUACUUGCCGCCUGUGCCGCAGCUAGAUCCUUGACUCGAUCAGUCAGUGUGCUCAGAACAAGCCUCAUUGACGCCGGGAUCGCCGUACCCAUAUGCGCCUUGGUGAAAUCCAAUAACGUCGAGAUUCAGAUCGCCGCUACAUCUGUGAUGUGUAACUUGGCCCUUGAUUUCAGUCCAAUGAAGGAGGCACUUCUCGAGGCAAACAUGGUGCCAAUUUUAUGCGAAAACUCCCACUCACCUAAUGCAAAUCUUAGAAUAGAAUCCCUCUGGUCUCUCAAACAUAUCUCUUACAAUGUACCGAACAAGAUGAAGAAGGACAUACUAGAGGAUCUUGGUAUCGAGUGGAUCAAGCAGGUUCUCUCUCACGACCCGAAUGAUCCCCUCAAUAACAGGAGAAGGCAAGACGAUAGUAUGAGCGGACUGCCCUCGGCACUUAUCGAAAUGGGCACGUCGAACUCAUUCGGAGAACAAGUAGAUAUUCUCAAUCCAAUGUUGAUGACUAGCGGCCAGGAAUCAGAGUCUGCCAUGCUAGACUUUGACACGCGAAUGACCGACAGCUCCUUGGCCUCAAAAUCUCCUAUGGAUGCACUUUCUGCUGAGAGUGUUAGGAAACGCAGGCUGGCUCUGAAUGGAGAUUUGGAUCAGACCAAGAAGUUACGACAAGAUGAUACCUUUGCGCAAGAGGAACUAUUCGACCUACUCCGGAACAUCAUGUGUGGGCCAGGAGCACCCGAUAUGAUCGACUACCUACUCCAGAAGUUCGGUCAAAGUGACUUUUUAGACAUCCUUGCGAAUAAGCUCCGCCCAAAACCCCUUCCUACCACCAGCCCUUCCUCUCCUAUGUCUGCUUUCAAAGACAGAUCACAAAACUCCCAACAACAAAAGACAAUCCUCCAUCCUACCGAAAUCAUUCGUGCCGUAACUUAUGUCCUCAUUCAUAUUGCCGCCGGCUUCUCGCGGCACCGUCACCUCCUAGUUUUCCACCAAGACUUACUGAAGCUUACCAUGGCUCUUCUAACCCACUCCAACUGGCAGAUCCGAGCUAAUUGUGUCUGGAUUGUGAUAAAUCUUACCCUUGACGAUGAUAAGACCGAUCGGCCAAGCCGAGUAGAGCGGGCCAUGAGGCUGAAGAGUCUAGGUGUUAUGGAACGCCUGAGGAGCUUGGAGAUCGAUAGUGAAUCUGAUGUUAGAGAACGUACCAAGACGGCUUUGGAUUGGAUGAAGGCGCUCUUGGGACAGUAA
This is a messenger RNA of Microsporum canis CBS 113480, 3027 nucleotides long. RefSeq names its product armadillo repeat protein. The transcript is spliced from 3 exons. Gene Ontology annotation, molecular function: protein binding. Gene Ontology annotation, cellular component: GID complex. NCBI's taxonomy places the organism in Eukaryota, Fungi, Ascomycota, Eurotiomycetes, Onygenales, Arthrodermataceae. Gene Ontology annotation, biological process: proteasome-mediated ubiquitin-dependent protein catabolic process. The record is from RefSeq and is a predicted model, not a curated record. Bases 1 to 3027 code for a protein of 1008 amino acids.